AUGCCGAUCACUGCCAGUGCACCCAUCACUAUACCGCUACCCAUUAUGACACCUUUCUCUGACAUCACAAGAAUUGAUGUCAAAACGAGGAAUUCAUACAAAGUCCAAAUCGUUUGGCGAAAUGUCAUAAUCAUGUCUGCGAUGCAUGUGUUGGGCUUUUAUGGCUGGUAUUUGGGUAUCAAAUACUCUCGAUGGCAGUCCUGGUUGUGGGCCUAUUUCAUUGGAUUCAUCGCCUCGGUCACAUCGGCUGUAAUGCAUGUGUUGGGCUUUUAUGGCUGGUAUUUGGGUAUCAAAUACUCUCGAUGGCAGUCCUGGUUGUGGGCCUAUUUCAUUGGAUUCAUCGCCUCGUUUGGUGUGUUAGCAGGAUAUCCCUGGGACUAUUCUGCAUCUGAAUACGGAUGGAAAGACAACUUCAAUAUCGCCACAGCUUUUAUAGAUUUGUUUGCACAGUCUGGCAUACGAUCGCAAAACAGUUGCCAAACAUAUAAUCAAGAAGAGAAUGGCUAA
Oppiella nova is the source of this 507-nucleotide messenger RNA. NCBI's taxonomy places the organism in Eukaryota, Metazoa, Arthropoda, Arachnida, Sarcoptiformes, Oppiidae. The record is from the annotation of a GenBank genome assembly.